UGAUUAAUUAAUAUUAAGCAAUGUAUAAGAUAAAUCAAGAACCUGAUGUACCUGCAGCAUUAGGUCUGUUAUCACAUCUAACAAAUGAUGAACUAAAAGAAUUAUUAAAUGAUGAUACAAAAUUUGAAGAUAUUGUGAAAGAUGUACAAUUUAAGAAUUUAGAAACUGAGAAAGAAUUGCUAAUGGCAAGCAACACAUCUCAAGCAGAAUUUAAUUUAUCAAAACAACCAGAAUUACAAAAAGGUAAACAAAUACUAAAGGAACUUAGUGAAAAAGGAAGUAGGUUAUGCUCAAGUGUAGCAGCAAAAUUGGAUAAAAUAAAAAAUCAGUCGGGAGAAAUGACUGCUGCUACUGCAUUAGAUUUAUUACAAACAGCAGCAGCUGAAAUAGAAGAAGAAUCAGAGACCAUAGCUGAAAAAUUUUUGGCUGGAGAUAUGGGAGUGGAUGAAUUUUUAGAGCAGUUUUUGUCACGACGAAAAUUAAUGCAUCUACGUAAAGUUAAAGUAGAUAAAUUAAGGGAAUUAAUAAAAAAAUCACAUACUGCAACUAGUGAUUCUGGAUAUCCAAUUGCUAGUAAUUUUCAUAGUAUUGCCCCUGCAAUUCCAUAUCCAGCUGGACCUGUUUCAAUGCCAAUGCCAGUACCAUCUGGUUUACCACACAACAGGCCGUAUUAAGUUAUAUCUGACAGAAUAAAUUAUUAGAUUCAA
Molecule: messenger RNA, 707 nt
Organism: Eufriesea mexicana
Lineage: Eukaryota; Metazoa; Arthropoda; Insecta; Hymenoptera; Apidae
Gene: Vps37B
Product: vacuolar protein sorting 37B
Exons: 4
Coding region: 21-674 (217 amino acids)
Biological process (GO): protein targeting to membrane; protein targeting to vacuole; ubiquitin-dependent protein catabolic process via the multivesicular body sorting pathway
Cellular component (GO): ESCRT I complex
Source: RefSeq, a predicted model, not a curated record